Messenger RNA from Sphaerodactylus townsendi, 3039 nucleotides. RefSeq names its product glypican 3 (gene GPC3). The transcript has 8 exons. Gene Ontology annotation, cellular component: extracellular region; cell surface; plasma membrane. The record is from RefSeq and is a predicted model, not a curated record. The coding region runs from base 112 to 1836 and encodes 574 amino acids. Lineage: Eukaryota; Metazoa; Chordata; Lepidosauria; Squamata; Sphaerodactylidae. Gene Ontology annotation, biological process: positive regulation of canonical Wnt signaling pathway; cell migration; regulation of protein localization to membrane.
GUGGUCUUGCUCUGGGCUCUGCUGUUUGGAGCGGAGGCGACGAGUUGGAGCUCUGCAAGCCGGCCAGGAAUGCGCUGCCGCUGCCGGGACGGGCGGUGAACCCGCGCGGGGAUGGCUGGCGGUGGAGCAGCAGCGGUGCGCCUUUGCGCGCUCCUCUGGCUCGGCGUUGUGCUGAGCGUCCGGGCGCAGUCGGCUUGCCAGGGCGUUCGCGCUGCUUUCCAAACGGCCCCGCAAGGGGCGAAGUGGCUGCCGGAGAGCCCGGGCGCAGGGCUCGACUUGCAAGUGUGUGUGCCAAAAGUUCCAACGUGCUGCUCCAGGAAAAUAGAGGAGAAAUACCAAGCCAUGGCCCGUUCCAAUAUGGAACAGCUUCUCCAGUCUGCCAGCAUGGAGCUGAAAUUCUUUAUCAUUCAGAAUGCGGCUGUUUUCCAAGAAGCCUUUGAGAUUGUUGUACGACAUGCAAGAAACUAUACGAAUACCAUGUUCAGAAAUUCUUAUCGCAACAUGGCUGCCAAGGCUUCCAAAUUUGUGGGAGAAUUUUUUACUGACAUCUCUCUGUACAUCUUGGGCUCGGACAUUAAUGUGAAUGACAUGAUAAAUGAGUUCUUUGAUAGCUUGUUCCCUUUAGCCUAUCCACACCUAGUUAACCCAAGCAUCCCUGAUCCUUCACUGGAGAUGACUGAGUGCCUCCGGCUAGCAAGGCGAGACCUGAAGGUGUUUGGAAACUUCCCCAAGAUCAUGAUGACGCAAGUGUCGAAGUCUCUGCAAGUGACGCGAGUCUUCCUUCAGGCGCUCAACCUUGGUAUCGAGGUGGUGAAUACCACUGACCAUUUGAAAUUCAGCAAGGACUGUGGGCGGGCUCUUUUGAAAAUGUGGUACUGCCCCCACUGCCAGGACCUCAUGAUGGCCAAGCCAUGUGCUGGAUUCUGCAAUGUUGUCUUGCAAGGGUGCCUUGCCAGUGUGGUAGAGAUAGACAGUUACUGGCGGGAAUACCUCCGAUCUUUGGAAGGACUGACAAAAAGCAUGCGAGGCAUCUAUGACAUGGAAUAUGUUCUUCUCAACCUCUUCUCCCUGAUACGGGACUCAAUUAUGUACAUGCAGAAGAAUGCAGAGAAGCUGGCUGUAACGAUUGGCAAGUUGUGCAGUCAUUCCCAGCAGAGACAGUACAGGUCAACUUGGUAUCCAGGGGAUCUUUUUGUUGACAAGAAAGUUAUGAGGGUUGCCCACGUGGAUUACGAAGAAACGUUGUCCAGUAGAAGGAGGGAGCUCAUCACGAAACUAAGAAUGCACAGCAGUUUUUAUAGCAGUCUGCCAGAGUACAUCUGUAGCCACAGUUCUGUGGUGCAAAACAACACCCUUUGUUGGAAUGGUCAAGAAAUAGUAGAAAGAUUCAGCCGCCAGGCAAUAAGGAAUGGAGCAAAAUCCCAGCUGAGCAACCAUGAAAUCAAGGUGAAAGGACCAGAGCCUAUGAUUAGCCAGAUCAUUGACAAACUGAAACACAUCAACCAGUUGUUAAAAGGAAUGGCCAUCUCUCGCCGGAAAAGUAUGGACAAGCUAGAAGACCAGGAUGAGGAAGAAAGUGGUGAUUGUGAUGAUGAGGACGAUUGUGGAAGGGACAGUUCUGGAAAUGGUGGCUUAAGAGUGAAGAAUCAGCUGAGGUUCUUGGCAGAACUGGCAUAUGAUAUGGACACAGAUGACAUUCCUUCAAACAAACAGCUCUUGAAUCAGCAAAGCAAAGAGGUCUCAUCGAUUCACAACUUUGGAUCGCUCAGUGCAAUUCCAAAUCUUGAUCUGUUGGCUGUUGUCCUAACAGCCGUGUUUCUCCUGUUGGUCGAGUGACUUUUUUAAGCAAAAGAGAGCCUGAAUAAACGGACCAGCUUGAAUCCAUGAAGCUUCAUCCUGAAACAAAUCACCACAAACUCUCUUCUUCCUCUCCAGGCAUGUGGAGUGGGCAUCCUCAAAUAAGUUUAUUUUAAAAACGAAAAUAGACUGGUGUCUUUUUAAAUGAUGAUAAUUAACCACGAGGAACUCAUUUUAGACUUGGCAAACAAGGAACAGCUCUUUUUUGUUUUGAAGAAAGCUUAUUUAAUUAAGAGAGUGUUAAUAUUGAAUUUGCAUCUUAAACGUGUUUGUGCAGACCAAACAUUUUUUUCCCCACUACUGAUUAACUCAGCAGCAACAUUCUGCGUUUUGGGUAAUUGGCAAUGGUGGAGGUGAAAUUGGAUUUGCACAUCCAUAUCUAACUUGUGGGAUGUUACCAGUAACCUAGCUGAUACUGAGAUUAGCUGGGCAUGUUGCCUGGAAGUCUUCACUGGGAGUAUGGAAAGCGCAGCCAUUCUCAAAUACUAAUGACCCUCCCUGGGGAUUAAAUGUAGUUUUCAUUUUUAUUUUUUGGUCCUGGGGCUGGACCCUGGCUCAGUGUGAUCAGUAUGAGUAGCAAACCUGGCAGUGGUUAGGUGACCUGCAAUAAGGAACUUAAGACCAGAAGAUGGUUAUUUAUAAACUACAUAUACAAAAAUUUGGGUUAGGAGAUGCUUCUCUUCAUUUGUAACCCUGCACAGAGAGCCACUGAAUGAUAGAAUUCCCAAGUUCCUGGAUGCAGUCCAUGAAGAAGUGGAUGGAGCUAAUGGCUGAACUGCUGGGCCUUUUUAAGGCUGACAUGAGGAGUGGCAGAAAAAGAGACUGGCUAUUCCAAAAUGGCUUUUGAAGUAUCAGGAAGAUGUUCCAGAGAAUGAGAGCAGCAAGCAUGUAGCUUUUAAUAAAUCUUGUUUUUUUAAAAAAAACAACAACACCUGUUUAAUAAGAUCUCCUCUUUUUCAGAAAUAUAUUCAAAGAUUCUGCUUGAGUAUGAUGAUGGAAAUCUCUCCAAAAUAUAUUUCGAAGGUGCACUACAUUGGAUUAAAAUUUGCUAUAAAACUAUGGCGGUUCAAGGGCGAGGGGGGCGGGUUACAAGGGAAAUGAGUUUCAUCAUGUUUUCACAGCCUUCAAACUUCUGUCUUGAGCUCUAUUUGUCCACAAUAGCAUUAAAGAAGUUUUAUAGUU